Molecule: messenger RNA, 2142 nt
Organism: Hipposideros armiger (great roundleaf bat)
Lineage: Eukaryota; Metazoa; Chordata; Mammalia; Chiroptera; Hipposideridae
Gene: CYGB
Product: cytoglobin
Exons: 4
Coding region: 162-704 (180 amino acids)
Biological process (GO): oxygen transport
Molecular function (GO): oxidoreductase activity; iron ion binding; heme binding
Source: RefSeq, a predicted model, not a curated record
CACACCCGGCGCGCACAGACAGACACGCUCCCUCCCUCCGGCGCGCUCUACCCCUCGCCCGCCCGCCCGCCCGCCGCACACGCAGCCGCUCCGGCUCCCCGCGCCCUGCGCUCCGCUCUCCGCCGCCGCCGAGCGAAGCCGGACUGGGCUUGGUGCUGCUCAUGGAGAAAGUGCCGUGCGAGAUGGAGACUGAGCGCAGGGAGCGGAGCGAGGAGCUGUCCGAGGCGGAGAGGAAGGCGGUGCAGGCUACGUGGGCCCGGCUCUAUGCCAACUGCGAGGACGUGGGGGUGGCCAUCCUGGUGAGGUUCUUUAUGAAGUUCCCAUCUGCCAAGCAGUACUUCAGCCAGUUCAAGCACAUGGAGGACUCCCAGGAAAUGGAGAAGAGCCCCCAGCUGCGGAAGCACGCCUGCCGGGUCAUGAGGGCCCUCAACGCCACCGUGGAGAACCUGCACGACCCCGAGAAGGUGUCCUCCGUGCUUGCCCUGGUGGGCAAAGCCCACGCCCUCAAGUACAAGGUGGAGCCUGUGUACUUCAAGAUCCUCUCUGGGGUCAUUCUGGAGGUGAUCGCCAAGGAGUUUGCCGACGACUUCCUGCCAGAGAUGCAGAGAGCCUGGGCCAAGCUGUGUGGCCUCAUCUACAGCCACGUGACUGCUGCCUACAAGGAAGUGGGCUGGGUACAGCAGGUCCCCAACGCCACCACGUGAGGAGGGCCCGCCGGCCACGCUGCCCUCUUCGGGGCCAUAGGACCCCCGCUCUCCUCCCCCUUCCCUGGCAGCACCUUGAGCAGAAGGCCCAGUUCUGAAGACCGUCCUUGAGCCUCCAUUUCUGGGUGCCAAGGAAGCUGGAGGAAUCCCUGACUCAUCUUCCUGGAAAGAGGCCUCUGCCCCAGCCACAGUCCCCCUGGAGCUGCCAGGAGGUGGCACUGGCUGCCUAGAUGCUGACUCAGUAGGCACCGAUGGCAGGUGGGGGUGGCGGACCCUUCCUCCUUGAAGAGCUGGGCCCACUCUUCUUAGCUUUUCUACUCACUGUUAGAGACCUAGCUGAGCAGCGGGCAGGAGUCGGGGACAGGUCUGCGAGUCACUGCGGGAGAACACCAGCCCCGUUCCUGUCUGCCCGACCAGCAUGCAGGCCUCUACAUCACCUACGUAGAGUAUUACGCACACAUAUCUACCAUAUAUACAGAUAUAUUCUCUAUACAAGCUCUAUAUAAAUAUAUAUACAUACAUACAUAUCUAUAAAGCAUAUGUGCGGGGCCCGGAGGUCACGUGAAACCUCCGUUCAGCUCACCUGCGCGUGGGGCAGGAAGGGGGCCUGGUCACGUUUCUGGGAGAGAACAGUGCUCUGGCAGAGAUGGAGGUCCCACAGCAGCACAGAGAGGACCUGGGUCUGUGGGCAGAGUUGGGGUGACCCGGGGGCCUGCGUGGGCAGGGUUGGGAUGACGCAGCUUGCCAGGAAACCCAGCCCAUUCUCGGACCAGUUCCCCACAUUCCUCCUUUCCACUUCCAGACAAGAAGGGUUUGGCUCUCCCCACCUUUACCCCCCACAAAAGGAUGUGGCUCCCUGUCUUGCUCCAAAAUGGGCAAGAGCAGACAGAGGGACCAGCAGUUCUGGACAGGAUGACUGUGCUGGGGGAGGGGCUGCAGGAAAGAAACCUGGAAUGCCAGCCCCAUCUGCCUUUGCCACUAAGACAACCCUGGCGGGACACACACACACACACACACACACACACACACACACACACACACACACACACACACACACACACACACACACACACACACACACACACACACACACACACACACACACACACACACACACUGAUAACAGGGCCAGAUGCCUCCAUCUCAUCCUGGAGCUCUGAGGGCCAAGGGCCUUUCCUCUCCCGGCCCCUCCUGGCUGCUGGCUGGCAGUCGGCCCUCUCCAUCAUCUGGGUCAGAGUCGCUGGGGACUGCCCCUUAUGUGUGCCCCUUGGUCACGUGUAUCGUCCUCAAGGAUGUUUUGCUGCUGUGGCUGGUGCGCCUGUGUCCCCUCCUGUCCCAUCCGCGUGCAGCCAUCGUGUGACUGCCUGCUCUCCUUUUGUAGUUUCUGAUGUUUGUAACCAGACCCAGCCUUGUCAUUAAACAGACUUGUUCUUCCUGU